AUGGUUUCGCACUCGCUCGCCUUACCCAUGAUCUGCUUCACCACGUUAUGGGGCCUGGUCGGUAUCGUGGCCCCGUUCCUGGUGCCUAAAGGACCCAACAGGGGAGUGAUUGUGACCAGUCUGAUCCUCACGGCCGUCUGCUGCUAUUUAUUUUGGUUGAUAGCGAUUCUGGCUCAGGCCAAUCCUCUGUUCGGACCCCAGCUCAAGAAUGAAACGAUAUGGUAUCUGCGCUACUUCUGGGAGUAA
This is a messenger RNA of Knipowitschia caucasica, 246 nucleotides long. The record is from the annotation of a GenBank genome assembly. NCBI's taxonomy places the organism in Eukaryota, Metazoa, Chordata, Actinopteri, Gobiiformes, Gobiidae.